UUGAGAGAGGGGCCACUGCGAAGGCGCCGCACGCCCCGCUCCACCCAGCCCUCCCACCUCCCCGAGUGUUUCUAUAGUAAUUUCCAGCCAAUGAUCAGUAGGUGUCCACAUCCACGCUGCCUCACCUCGGCGCCAAUCAGCCACACACAGCGACAGGAGACACGGACGGAGCAGAGACACAAUACACCGCCGCCGGAAUCGGGAGAGGAGGAAACAGCGCGCCACCUCUGAGAUCGCGCCCUUCUUUUUAUUAUCCCUCCUCCUUCCACACCUUUUGGCUUAUUAAUGCACUUUCCGGUCUUGUGGCAGCGUGACAGGAAAGUGGAUAUGAAAUGAUUCUUUUGUUUUGAGCGCUCCGAAGACGCACACGCGCGCGCGCGCACACCCAGGCGCAGGGUCGCCGCGCUCUCCUCGGGCAGCUUGUCUGUGCGUCUUCGCGCAUCUUUGCGUUUUAUCAGCCUCACGCAUCGCCUCGCAGUAAUGUGCCGUUACACGGUCGCGGGCUGGUAGCAUCUUGGGAGCCCCUCUCGACAGGAACCUGCCCAGAAGAAGAGAAACCAGGAUGGUAGCCCAUUGUUGGUAGCCAGCUUCAGUUUGACGAAGACCCCUUUGACUUCCUUUUCCUCUUUUUAAACACUGACGAGUCCUCUUCAGCCAUGUCCAACAUAAACACUGCACUUUGCAUAGAGAACGGACAGAAUGCAGAUGUGUCUCUCUUGCAAAAGGGUAAUCUUCAGGAUGGUGGAUUAAGCCAGCUUUUGGAUUAUAACGCUGAAAUGGAAAGGUACAGGUCUUUUGCGAACUUUUAUAAAACCAAUGGGGCAUUUCCUCAGACUGCUAAAAUUGCCCGUAUCACAACACCCAUCUUUCCCAGUGCCAGAAUCGGUAUGUCCCCAUGGAACUGUGAUAACGCCAUGCUCUGGGGAAGGAAAUCAGCAGCAAUAAACCCUAAUAGGACCACCAUGCAUAGAAAUGACUCCCAGAGAACGGGGAAACCUGGCGUACCGCCAGAGACGCUGCAAAUGGCAAAUAAUAAUUUCCUCUCUACCUUAUCCCCUGAACACUGCAGACCUUUAGCAGGAGAAUGCAUGAACAAGCUGAAAUGCGGCACUGCUGAAGCAGAGAUAAUGAAUCUCCCUGAACGCGUUGGAACUUUUUCCGCUAUUCCGGCUUUAGGGGGCAUCUCAUUACCUCCCGGGGUCAUCGUCAUGACAGCCCUUCACUCCCCCGCAGCCUCAGCAGCCGUUACAGACAGUGCGUUUCAAAUUGCCAAUCUGGCAGACUGCCCACAGAAUAAUUCCUCAGCAUCCAGUGGAAACCCAGCGAAAAAGAAAAGGAAAAGGUGUGGGGUGUGUGCACCCUGCAGGCGGCUAAUCAACUGCGGCGUCUGCAGCAGUUGUCGGAACCGCAAAACCGGUCACCAGAUCUGCAAGUUUAGGAAAUGCGAGGAGCUGAAGAAGAAACCAGGCUCAUCGCUGGAGAGGACGCCUGUGAACAAUGGCGAGGCUUUCCGAUGGUUCUUUUAGGAGAAGCUCUUGCAGCCUCAUCCAGCAGGAGGGCAGGUGGCACUCUAGACUUUCUGCCAGGAGCCCCUGACGGAUCCACAGAAUUUAAGUCGCCCACCAUUUCUAGAGAGGACGCGAGAAGGAAAGGAGGACAAAAAGAGGAACAAAAACAUAACAGUGUUGUUUUGACUGUAAUUUCCUUUUUGUGUAAUUAUUGUACCUUUCAACAGUAUCAUUAUGUAUAUUUUUGGUGUCUAUGAAUGUGUUUUCAGUGUUACGGCUGUAGAUUUUACAGCCCAACCUAUGUAAAGGACUUAAACAGACAAUCAGCCUCAAUGAAUCCGUCGAACAGAAGAGGCUAUGAGGAUUGAUGAUCUGAGAAUCCCAACACAUCACUCUGGAGCAAUAAUCUGUUAAUUAUCCUAGACCAGUCAUUUCUUUUUUUACUUUUAGUAAUUCCACCAAAUUGACUCAUUCUUGCAGUUUUGUCUUUUAUUCCUUGAAAUAGAAUCUAACAGGUUCGUUGAUGGAGUUUCCUCGAAGCAUGAUGGGAUUGUUGAUUUGUCUUCUCAUCCGUGUCCACUCACUGCAGAAUAGGACAUACUGUCUUCUCGUGCGGAGGGCCACCCCUUUCGUAAGCUUGAAUUGAAUCACAUUUGAUUGCACCAGAUGUUUUGUGCUGCCUGCAGGUCACAACCGUCCAACAAACAGGUUUCAACCAAACUACGAAGCUUUUCUCAGUCUCUGUCAUGAAAAGUUCUCAAAAGGUUGGGGAAAAUAUGAGUGAGGUGAAAAAUGCUAAAAUGUAGAUUUACCAGCUGAACAGUAGACAUAUCUGACAUGUCAAAUGUGGCUCUGCAGGUAAAGGAUAGUUUUCUGUUGCUAUCGUACGCAGCAAUUUUCUCACCUGCAAAAUGAUCUCAAUAAAUUCCAGUAACAAAAUUGAUCACAGUUACUCAUUGUCCAAAACCCUGUUGUUGCAUGUGUAAAUGUGUUUUGAUUUUAAUGAUUAUUAAGAAUUUUUAUAAUGUUGUUGUGAUGCGUUUAUGUGUUCAAAUAAACAAGUAAAAGAUA
Oryzias latipes (Japanese medaka) is the source of this 2579-nucleotide messenger RNA. Its product is annotated as CXXC finger 4. The record is from RefSeq and is a predicted model, not a curated record. Gene Ontology annotation, cellular component: nucleus. Lineage: Eukaryota; Metazoa; Chordata; Actinopteri; Beloniformes; Adrianichthyidae. Gene Ontology annotation, molecular function: zinc ion binding; methyl-CpG binding.